AUGGACACUGCCCUGCUGCUCGGUGUGGAAGGAAUCAAGAAAACCAUCCUGCAUGGGGGCACCGGGACGCUCCCAGACUUCACCACCGGGUCCCGAGUGACCUUUCACUUCCGUACCAUGAAAUGCGACGAGGAGCGGACGGUGAUCGACGACAGCAGGCGCGCUGGCCGGCCGAUGCACAUCAUCAUCGGGAACAUGUUCAAGCUGGAGGCCUGGGAAAUCCUGCUGACGUCCAUGCGCCUGAGCGAGGUGGCUGAGUUCUGGUGUGACACCAUUCACACAGGGGUCUACCCCAUCCUGUCGAGGAGCCUGCGGCAGAUGGCCGAGGGCAAGGACCCCACAGAGUGGCACGUGCACACCUGUGGGCUGGCCAACAUGUUCGCCUACCACACGCUGGGCUAUGAGGACCUGGAUGAGCUGCAGAAGGAGCCCCAGCCCCUGAUCUUCGUGAUUGAGCUGCUGCAGGUCGAGGCCCCCAGCGAGUACCAGAGGGAGACCUGGAACCUGAGCAACCAGGAGAAGAGGCAGGCGGCUCCCAUCCUCCACGGAGAAGGGAACCGGCUCUUCAAGCUGGGCCGCUAUGAGGAGGCAUCCUCCAAGUACCAGGAGGCCAUCGUAUGCCUGAGGAACCUGCAGACCAAGGAGAAGCCCUGGGAAGUGCCGUGGCUGAAGCUGGAGAAGAUGGUCAACACCCUCAUCCUCAAUUACUGCCAGUGUCUGCUGAAGAAGGAGGAGUACUACGAGGUGCUGGAGCACACCAGCGACAUCCUCCGCCACCACCCAGGCAUCGCGAAAGCCUACUACGUGCGGGCCCGGGCGCACGCCGAGGUGUGGAACGAGGCGGAGGCCAAGGCCGACCUGGAGAAAGUGCUGGAGCUGGAGCCGUCCAUGCAGAAGGCGGUGCGCCGGGAGCUGGCGCUGCUGGAGAUGCGCAUGCAGGAGAAGCAGGAGGAGGAGCGGCUGCGCUGCAGGAACAUGCUGCGCUAGGGGGUGAAUUAGGGCGCCUACCGGCAGGCCUGCACCUGUCCCUCCGUGCCCGGGACCCCUAUC
This is a messenger RNA of Sorex araneus (European shrew), 1050 nucleotides long. It is a transcript of the gene AIPL1, whose product is annotated as aryl hydrocarbon receptor interacting protein like 1. Gene Ontology annotation, molecular function: protein binding; peptidyl-prolyl cis-trans isomerase activity. The record is from RefSeq and is a predicted model, not a curated record. The coding region runs from base 1 to 987 and encodes 328 amino acids. NCBI's taxonomy places the organism in Eukaryota, Metazoa, Chordata, Mammalia, Eulipotyphla, Soricidae. The transcript has 6 exons.